UGAAUCAGAGAAGAUGUCGGGGUUUUUCCAAACGACGGCGAGAAACCGAAAUGCUCAUAGCGAACUCUCUCUCUCCUUCAUCCCUACUCAGAUACUCAACCCUCAUCUCCUUCUUCUCCAAAUCCCCAUCAUCCCAUCAUCAUGCCCCUAUCUCUCUACCCAUCAUCUUCCAUCUCAAAACCCUCUCCAUGACCAAUACCAUCCCAUCCCAUCAUCAUCAUCAUCGUCAUCAUCAUGACCAUCAUCAUCAUCAACAACAGCAACGACAUCAUCUCUCCUCAUCUGUUGCAGCUACCACACCAAUACACCAAACACCUACAACAACGCCCACAACGAAGUCGAAGAAGAAAGCCCGCCGAGAAUCCCCCGAAGGCAUCCUCCGCCACAGCCUCGACAUGUGCUCCAAGCGCGGAGACCUUCUAGAAGCUCUCCGCCUCUACGACGACGCUCGUUCCAGAGGAAUCCUUCUCUCCCAACACCACUAUAACGUCCUCCUCUAUCUCUGCUCUUCUUCUUCUUCGAAAGAAUCCGACGGCUGUGAUGGCACUGAUUUGGGCCUCAAGCGGGGUUUUGAGAUCUUCCGCCAGAUGGGCGCCGACGAUAUACCCCCGAACGAGGCUACAUUUACCAGUGUGGCCCGGCUGGCCGCGGCUAUGGAAGAUCCGGAAUUGGCUUUUGAUUUGGUGAAGAAGAUGGCUGGGCACGACAUCCCGCCGCGGCUGCGGUCGUAUGGGCCUGCGCUUUUUGGGUUCUGUAGUAAGGGGAUGGCGGAUGAGGCUUAUGAGGUUGAUGCCCAUAUGGCGGCUUCUGGGGUGUCAGCGGAGGAGCCGGAGCUUGCUGCACUGCUGCAGUUGAGUGGGAAUGCAGCGAGGGGGGAUAGGGUGUACCAGCUGCUGCAUCGGUUGCGGGCCACAGUGAGGCGGGUGUCGGAGUCGACGGCUGAGAUUGCUGAAGGGUGGUUUGGGUCGGAUGCGGCAGCGGAGGUUGGGGUGGAAGGAUGGGAUGUGGAGAAGGUGAAGGAAGGGGUGGUGAAGGGCGGGGGUGGAUGGCAUGGGCAGGGGUGGUUGGGGAAAGGGAAAUGGAAGGUUGCGAGGAGCCGGAUGGAUGAGAGCGGUGUAUGUGGGUGUUGUGGCGAGAAGCUUGUUUGCAUCGAUAUUGAUCCGUUGGAGACGGAGAAUUUCGCGAGCUCGUUGUCGAGCUUGGCUUGCCAGAGAGAGGUCAAGGCCGAUUUCACCAGCUUUCAGGAGUGGCUUUCCCGCCAUGGACCAUUUGAAGCUGUUAUAGAUGGUGCGAAUGUUGGUCUGUACAAUCAACACAAUUUCAGCUUUUUCCAGCUAAAUUCUGUUGUAAAUGGGAUACGUCAAAUGAGUCCGUCAAAGAAAUUGCCUCUUAUUGUUUUGCAUAGUCGGCGCGUGAAGGGUGGUCCUGCUGAGAAUCCAAGUAAUAAGAAACUGUUAGAAAGCUGGCGAAGGUCUGGUGUGCUCUACACUACCCCUUCCGGAUCAAAUGAUGACUGGUACUGGCUAUAUGCUGCUGUCAGUUGUAAAUGUUUGCUGGUUACGAAUGAUGAGAUGAGGGAUCAUUUGUUUGAACUGCUAGGAACUAGCUUUUUUCCGCGAUGGAAAGAAAAGCAUCAGGUGCGUCUAUUGAUAUCCAGAUGCAACCCCAUUUUUCAUUUGCCCCCACCAUAUUCAGUUGUUAUACAGGAGUCUGAACAGGGUAGUUGGCAUAUACCAAUCGCAACUGGCGACGACGUUGAAGAAACAAAUAGGCAGUGGGUAUGUGUGGCCAGGGUGCCUAUUCCUCCCCCCAUGCAAUCUCAAGUUCAUGUGGGACAAAAAAAGAUGUCUGGCUCACUGGGUUAGCUCCUAGGUGAGUGGAAUUUUGUUUCUUAAGGUCUUACCAAUGUCAUCUUUAAUGCUCCAUGAGUAAUGGGGUUUUUCCGGGGCCACCAUGUACUCCACUGUACGGCAGAAAGCUGCAUUGAGGUUAUGUAUCAUUUGGGGUUGAGACCUUGGCUGCCCAAUUGGACGACUCUUCUUCCUCUUCUUCUUUUUUAUUUUUAUUUUAAAUUAUUUUUUUAAUUUUUUAUUUUUAAGUCGUGAUUAUGCAUUGGAAUUUAGUGGCAGAAAUGACCAAUUUGUGGAGAGAUUUGGGUUUCCAUGUUGGGCAGAUUGUCGAUGAUUGUAUUCUUUUUAAUUUCUUGGUGUCAUUAGCACAUUCAAUGGAUGAAGCAUGAUAUGUUUCAUGUUGUAGGCUUAAGCAAAAUGACACGAGUUGUAUUUUUAGACAAUUGGCGUGUAAAAUGUUACUUAUUUACCGGUCAGUGAGCACAUGUAUUAAUCCAGACCAUUCAAUCUUCUGGUCAA
Molecule: messenger RNA, 2369 nt
Organism: Magnolia sinica
Lineage: Eukaryota; Viridiplantae; Streptophyta; Magnoliopsida; Magnoliales; Magnoliaceae
Product: proteinaceous RNase P 1, chloroplastic/mitochondrial
Exons: 6
Coding region: 51-1865 (604 amino acids)
Biological process (GO): tRNA 5'-leader removal
Molecular function (GO): protein binding; ribonuclease P activity
Source: RefSeq, a predicted model, not a curated record